AUGGCCAAGUCAAAAGGCCAGAGCCUGCACUUGCCAGACGAUGCCGUUCUGAGCACUAUGAUUCAGGAUUCGCUUCGGAAGUCUGCUUCGGAUACGACAGCAACUGCUGCAGAUGGUCAUAAUGUUGAUGGCUGGACGAAAGAGGACAUUCAAACUUACAACGAAUUGCUCCAAGAAAGAGCCAAACUUGAGAAAGAGAAAAACGAUUUAGAGAAGAAAUCUUCCAGGCAACAGGCACAGCGAGCUCUUCUCGACGAAAACGCCCUGGCUCUAGACACCCUCUUCGUGGGCCACGCAGGGGGAAUCCAAAAAUUCAUUGGGCCACAUUCAUGCUGCUUGGACGAAAACCCCAAAACAGCUCGUCAUGAGGCAUCCGGUAACGCAUGCCCCUCUGGACAUGAGAUCUGCAGACGAGCAAAGACAAAAGGCAUAUCUUCGCUGGAGUUAGACACAAUCAAGUAUUACCAGAGCAGAAUCAGGUCGGAGCGGUCGGAGAGAAUGCAGAAGGCUUUGCGGAAACAAAGGGAUGUCGAGCUUAUUCGUGUUAAAAAGGAUGAUGGUGGCCAGACCCUGAAAGAACGAAAGAACAUGCUUCAUGAUAGAAGCCUGCGAAACACCAACAGGAGCCCGGCUGAACAGAUCGAUGCUGUCAGGUCAUCUUCACUCUCCGAUAUUCUUGCCCCAAAAGACAUUUUUUCCGACCCCAAGAAAAACGCCAUUCUAGAGGCUGCACGCGAGAACGAAUCCAUUGUCCGACAAAUACGGGAAAGACUGGAUAAAAUUCGACACGAUGUAAAUGCCGGCAAAGUCUCGCCCUCCAAUGCACGCGCAAAACUCGACCAGGCUAACUCGGAAAUGGCAGACGCUGAGAAAAAGAACAAUGAAUUUCGCAAACUGAUUCUUGACGUCGACCCUGCCAUCCCACACCUCCACCAAUCUCAUCAUACAAAUCUUUCCACUCUCCUCCAGAACACGAUGCAAUCUGCGAGUUCAGAUGCCUUCUCACAAGCUUUGAGCGCGAUGAAGGGAUUUUUCAGUGCCUCUGAUCCCAACGAUGUGCAAACAGCAAUGACUGAACUUCGAAGCGUACUCGAGAUCAACGGCCCCAUGACUCCGGUGCUCCAGAAAUCCUUUGGUGCUCUAGAAGAGAUGCUAUCGAAACCAGAGGCCAAGAGCUUCGCACUUGAUCUCAAAACCGAUCUUGGCAAGAUUGACACUUGUAGCAACGUUGUUGAUGUCAUGCUGAACCUCAGGUCCAAGAUGGAAGCAUCUGAUCUCUCUUCGGCGGCCGUCGAUCCGACAUUGAAUCUUGACCAAGAUACCAUUAAAGCAAAUCUCGAAUGUGUUAAGGUUGAAGAUGCUGCAAAAAAAGAGAUGAUGAAGACGAUGCAACGGAUGGCCAAUGAAAGUCCCGAAAGUAUCUCGGCAGCGCUGAAGAAGAUUAAAGGAAAAGCUGUUCUCAAGUCCCCUAUACCGCCUCUGUCAGAUAUCAUACUUGAUGAUAUCAUCAAUGGACUGUUGUUCCAUCGCAUGGUUUCUGCUUUCGUGACCCAAACUGCGGCUAUUACUUCUGUCAAUGAGCUCUCUGGGAAAAUAACCUCAUUAGUCAUUGCAACAGCUCGCAACAGACCCGAAAAAUAUUUGUCGACCUUGGAUGUAUUCAAGAAGUCAGUCCACAAUAUCUUGAAAAACGACCACCCGGAAACGUUGAUGCAUGCAAUUUCCAAGGUUGAAGUGUCUAUGAAAAAGUUCGUUGCUGCGCACGAUGCAAAGCGGAAGAAGAACAUGGUCGAAAAUGCCUCCAUGCCAUCAUCGACUUCCAAUUCAAUUGCCUCUCACUCAAUGCUCGAGGUUGGAUUCUUACUCUCAGGGACUCGCCUGAGCAAAGAUAGCUGGGAAGCUUUUGAGGCAUUCUUCAACCAACCCAACUCGAAAGAUCGAAAUGAGCUGCGAAAUCAUGUCUUGGACUACGUCUACAAUCACGUUGAAGAAGGUAUCUGGGAUGUUUUUAGAGUCGUGACGGCUCGUCUCAUCUCCCAAAAGUUUCGCCCUGGGCCAUGGAACGAGGCCAAAAAGCUCUGUCUUGCGAACAUGCGAGUUGCUGCUACUACGCCAAAGGAAGAUCUGGAAGAUACAAUUGUACGUUACAAGCACAUAGGCACCUGUCCUGGUAUGGCAGCCAUUAUCAUCGCUCAGCGUCUCUGCUACUUGAUGCGCGCUGAUCCAGAAAGAUACGGAAAUGGAAUGAUCGACCUAGGAUCCUCCGCCACGCUUCGAGCCGCAGCUGAAAGGGAUCAUUGGAUUGCCUGUUUCAGAGCCCUGAUGGAAGCCAUGAUCGGUCUUUACAGCGUUAUGUAUCAUCGAAUUGCGGUUGACGAUGACCUAGCAGCCGUGAUCGUCUCGAUCGACGUUGUUGGUCUUGUAAUGACGUUCGUGUUCGAUGUAGAGGACAGUGCUCAAGCCUUAUUCAACCUUGGUGUGCUUGAAGCAUUCAUUACUCGAACUCUCGUUGACGACAGCGACCCUCAAGCGGUGGGGGGCUUGAAGAGUGUGUUGAGCAGAUUUGAGCGCAUGUGUCAAAAGCCUCACUACCGAUGCUCGCCAUCACAUGCCUGCAGGGGGCGGGUGAACGGGUUGAAUGCACGGAAUAUGAAGCCGAUACCCAAACCGUUGCCACGAUUUGGAAAGGAGAACCAAAUGAUGCGCCUGGGCACAAUGGAUGAGAUUCAUUCGGUGACUGGAACCUCGAAUCAGGAUUUCCCGCGUGGCAUCAAGCUUUCCUUACUUGUUGACAGCGACUGGGACAUUGCACGGAAACUUCUCCCGCACUUGAAAUGCAUAGACAGGCGGGACGUUGAUUGGAAAUGUGAAUGCCCAAAACAAGAUCGAGACCGCGCCCUUGAGGUAGCCAGACUCAAAACCCAGCUGAAUCGGGAUUUCGCGGAGCUGAACGUUUUUCUAAAGUCUGGCAAGGCGCCUCCUAACGUUCUUUGGGAGCGCAUUGAAUCGAACGAGGUCAAAUUCCACGAUUUACCGAUUCUGUACUCCGAUCGCCCCGAGAGAGCACAUCAAGAUACCGCGAAUCUCGUUCAGAUGGUACAACAGAAGCUUGACGAAAAGAACAGGCCAACUAGGACUGUCGAUGGAUCGUCCACUUCCCCUGGACAGGCCCGAAUGGAUCAAGUAUCGGUCAACAUGCCAGACAUUCAACAGCGUGCUGUGGACAGCUCCUCCGAUCCUAUCGACCUGGAGGAGGGCUCUCCAGAGACUUCUGGCGGAAAGCAGAUAGACUCACAGGCCACCUCCAAGACCUCGACUGCCAGGUCAGCAUCCCCAACUAUUGCCUCAAGCAGCAGUGUGCCACCACCUCCAGCGCCUGUUGUGGCGGCGAAUGAACAUUCCCCAUUGGAUUUUGCUGAAGCUGAAACCGAACUCGUGUUAAAUGUGACCAGACUGAUUGAAGGGAUGCCCCUUUUGAAUACCACUAAUUCAGCACUUCCCGGCGUCCUCGACCCGAAUAUGUUCCUGGGUGUCAAAAAGCAACUAGAUACGCUGAUUCUCGGGCACCUGGAGGCGGCUUUGCAAGUCGCUGAGCUACAGGGAUACCAUGGAGCAAAGCUUUGGCUUCUGCACAAUAUUUCCUGGGGCGGCCAUCUUACCAAAUUCAAAGGCUGCGAGCCUUGCAACACAAGUAUGCGGCUGGCGCUCGAAACGGCCAUAAAAGAAAAUGGAUGGGAUCGACUAGAUAGGCCACGCCAUGAAGAGGUCGCCGAGAGAGUCGGUCUUCCGAAUGAGCGCCUGGCUACAGCGACACCUUCCGAAACGGCGUCCUCAUCGUACACCGCCGGUGGCCAACGCCGACGUCGACCAAAACGGGCUCGUUAG
Molecule: messenger RNA, 3885 nt
Organism: Exophiala spinifera
Lineage: Eukaryota; Fungi; Ascomycota; Eurotiomycetes; Chaetothyriales; Herpotrichiellaceae
Exons: 1
Coding region: 1-3885 (1294 amino acids)
Source: RefSeq, a predicted model, not a curated record